Messenger RNA from Phyllostomus hastatus (greater spear-nosed bat), 2675 nucleotides. It is a transcript of the gene ANO10, whose product is annotated as anoctamin 10. The record is from RefSeq and is a predicted model, not a curated record. Bases 235 to 2220 code for a protein of 661 amino acids. Gene Ontology annotation, cellular component: plasma membrane. Gene Ontology annotation, biological process: chloride transmembrane transport. NCBI's taxonomy places the organism in Eukaryota, Metazoa, Chordata, Mammalia, Chiroptera, Phyllostomidae. The transcript has 13 exons. Gene Ontology annotation, molecular function: chloride channel activity.
UGCUCAGUCCCCACCUGGAUCGGUGCGACCCGGCGCCAGGCCCCGCCUCUCCCACCACGGCCCCGCCCCCGCCUGCGCGUUGUCGCCACUAGGCCCCGCCGCGCCCACCUCGCCGGCCGCGCCCGCCCCACCGGCCCCACCUCGAGCGUCCGCUCGCCCGGCUGCCGGUCUCGCCGGCUCUCGGGCCCGCCCCCUAAGACGUGGAGCGCCGCGGCCGCCGGAAGUUUGCCAAAGAUGAAAGUGACCUUGUCAACCUUGGAUACUUGUGAGAGUUCUUUCACACCUUUGGUAGUCUUGGAACUUGCUCAGGAUGUCAAAGAGGAAACCAAAGAGUGGCUGAAAAACAGAAUCGUCACUAAAAAGAAAGAUGGAGGUGCCCAGCUGUUGUUCAGACCGUUGCUGAAUAAAUAUGAGAAGGGGACGGUGGAAAAUCAGAACUUGUAUCUCGUGGGCGCCUCCAAUAUUAGAUUGCUGCUGGGGGCGGAGGCCGUGGGGCUGGUGAAGGAGUGCAGCGAUAACACCAUGAGAGCCUUUACCUAUGGGACCCGGCACAACUUCAAAGGCUUUGACGAUAACAACGAUGAUUUUCUCACAAUGGCAGAAUGUCAGUUCAUUAUUAAACAUGAACUUGAAAAUCUUCGAGCCCGAGAUGAAAAAAUGAUCCCUGGUUACCCCCAGGCAAAGUUAUACCCAGGAAAAUCAUUAUUGAGGCGGCUGCUCACGUCCGGCAUCGUGGUCCAGGUGUUCCCGCUGCACGACAACGAAGCCCUGAAGAAGCUGGAGGACAGCUGGUACACCCGGUUCAGCUUGCAGUUUCAGCCCAUAGACAGCAUCCGUGGCUACUUUGGGGAGACGAUCGCUCUGUACUUCGGGUUUCUGGAGUACUUCACCUUCGCCUUGAUCCCCAUGGCGGUCAUCGGGCUCCCGUACUACAUGUUCGUGUGGGAAGACUACGACAAGUACGUGAUCUUCGCCUCGUUCAACCUGAUCUGGUCCACGGUGAUCCUGGAAGUGUGGAAGCGUGGCUGUGCCAACAUGACCUACCGGUGGGGGACACUGGUCAUGAAGAGGCAGUUCGAGGAGCCCCGGCCAGGGUAUCACGGGGUCCUGGGCGUCAAUGCCGUCACGGGACGGGAGGAGCCGCUCUACCCCAGCUACAAGAGGCAGCUGCGCAUUUACCUGGUCUCCCUGCCCUUCGUGUGCCUCUGUCUCUACUUCUCCCUGUACGUGAUGAUGAUCUACUUCGACCUGGAGGCCUGGGCCCUGGACCUCCACGAGAACAGCGGGUCCGAGUGGACCAGCAUCUUGUUGUACGUGCCCAGCAUCAUUUAUGCCAUCGUGAUCGAGGUCAUGAACCGCCUCUAUCGAUAUGCCGCUGAGUUUCUAACCUCCUGGGAGAACCACAGAUUGGAGUCUGCCUACCAGAAUCACCUAAUUUUGAAAGUUUUAGUGUUCAACUUCCUGAACUGCUUCGCCUCGCUCUUCUACAUCGCCUUCGUCCUGCGGGACAUGAAGCUUUUGCGUCAGAGCUUGGCCACGCUCCUGAUUACCUCCCAGAUCCUUAACCAGCUCAUGGAAUCUCUCCUUCCCUAUUGGCUCCAAAGGAAGCACCACGUGCAGGUGAAGAAGAAGGUGCAGGCUCUGAAGGCAGACAUCGAUGCGACGUUAUACGAACAAGUCGUCCUGGAAAAAGAAAUGGGAACAUAUUUGGGCACCUUCGACGACUACCUGGAGCUGUUCCUGCAGUUCGGCUACGUGAGCCUGUUCUCCUGCGUCUACCCGCUGGCCGCCGCCUUCGCCGUGCUCAACAACUUCACCGAGGUCAACUCAGAUGCCUUAAAAAUGUGCCGAGUCUUCAAGCGUCCGUUCGCAGAGCCUUCCGCCAGCAUCGGCGUGUGGCAGCUGGCUUUUGAGACAAUGAGCGUCAUCUCUGUGGUCACCAACUGCGCUCUGAUCGGGAUGUCACCGCAAGUGAACGCGCUCUUUCCGGAGUCAAAAGCCGACCUCGUUUUGAUUGUAGUAGCCGUGGAGCACGCGCUCCUGGCCCUGAAGUUUAUCCUUGCGUUCGCCAUACCUGACAAACCGCGGCACAUCCAGGUGAAGCUGGCCAGACUGGAGUUUGAGUCUCUGGAGGCUCUGAAGCAGCAGCAAAUGAAGCUUGUGGCCGAGAACCUGAAGGAGGACGGGCAGGACGGAGGCAAGAAGGCGACGGCGACCUGAGCGCCGGCAGAGGGGGCCCCGGCACGGCGUUGCGGCUCCGGCCCAGACCCGGGGCUCGGCCACACGGAGCAGCUCCCCCACGGCAGGCGGCAGGCGGCCGGCAGCCAGGCCCCUGCUCCCGGCUGUUCCCCACCCCCACCCUGCCCCAGCCCCACACUCCACUCCACACGCCUGGCCUUGCUCCAGAGCCACCGCUGCCCUCCUGAGCGUCUCGGGUGGGCGGUGCCCCUCACGGUGACAGGUGACAGUCACACCCACACCCGGCGCAGCCCAGGGACCCAUGGAGUAGGGUGGCGGGCUGGGGUGUGAGCUGUUCUGAAGGGUGAAGGGUUCACACAGGGCAGCGUUUGCAAUGCCCAACGACUCUGCCUCAUUCCUGGUUCUACUCUGCAGUAAGUUAUGGCACUCUGUCAGCAGAAGCAGCAGUAACUGAGCUAUUAAAGGCAGCACGCUCU